GACUGGCUGGCUGGCUGGCCUCUGGGUUGGUCUGCGGCGAAAAAAAGUUCACCUGUGCUUUCGUGGCCGUCAAAUUUCCCUCAUGUAGAUGCAAAGAAGCCCCAGAGAAAACUCUGUUUCACCACUGGGAGUAUCCAGAGAUUCAAAAACGGGAGGCUUCUCGGAAACGAUGAGUUUGUGACAUCAAAAGGUUCCCAUGAGUUGGUUCGACACUGCCGGUUUUGCCAACCUUGCCAAGUCGGCGCUCAACUCGGCGCAGAAGACGAUAGACAGAGCGUUGGACAUACAGCAGGAUGGCUCCUCAACCUUCGCCCUGCCCACAGAUGUGGAUUCAUUCUUCCUCUCCUUUGGCUUGGGCGACAAUCCGUCACCUUCGAAGCAUCCGACUUCGGAGCAGCCGACUUCUAAACAGCCGACUGCAGCUGAGCCAAAGCCGAGUCAAGCUGAGCCAAGGGCUGCAUCUGGAUGGGGCACUUUUCUGGAGACUGCCUCCGUCGUCGCCAAGCCUUUCUCUGAUCCGUCUGCCAUCUUGUCCCAGCCGACCAAGGCUGCAGUAGCGGACGAUACCGCUGUCGUUCCAAAUGCGGACCCGGAACAACCCGCCGCCGUCGACGCUUCGGGUAGCGAGAGCCCCCUGGUCAUCGACUUCCCAAACUACGCCUCUCUUGAACAGUCCGCAGAGUCCGACGGAUCUACGGACACGCUCCUCGGCGUGUCCCUCCCCGGGAGCUCUUCCUCGUCAAACCAAAGCCGCGAAUCGUUCUCUGACUGGCAAGACUCGACGAAAGAGUCGAGAGACCGCGGCGCCGUUGUGGUCCGCGAGCCGGAACACGCUACCGACGUCGGAUUCCCCUCCAGACAGUCAGCGGACGACGGCGGUCUGACCGAACCCGUCGCUUCGGAGCGGUCGGAUGUCGUCGACGGCGCCAUCGUGAAACCUCCCGAAGCCACGUCUAGAAGAAGUACCGAAUUGUCCUCGACGCAGGUCGAAGCCCCGGUCCACAAGUCCGACGAAGUCGGCGUCCACAACUUCUUCGUCGUGGUGGACUCGACCACCGCGGUAGAGGAAGCAAAGGUGCUUCGGGAGGAUCCGCACGCAUCCGGAGCCGGAGACGGCUGGUCCGAAUCUGUCUGCAGCCGGCUCGGGGACGAGUCCGGAGACGAAGUCAAAGCCGGAGAUGAAGUGGAACUGUGCGACUCGGGCUCGAAGACGCCGGUGACUGGAAAUCCGCCGAAGGAGGACGUGGAUCUGCAGUCUGUGGCAGGGAGCCUGCAGUCCGUGGACACGAGUUCAUCGGCGUCAUUUGUGCGGAUCUCGGCAGAGGAGACGGAGGACUCGCGGAAGUCCAGCAGUCCGUCGGGGGACGAGGAAGGGGAGACUGUGUCGUCGUCCGACAUUGAGAUCAUCUCUUCGCCGAAUGGCGGCUCGAGCUGCGACCAGUUCAGUGGGGUUUUGCCGGCGAGGCACCUGUGGGAGAUGCGUAGGGAGUCGCGAGAAGAGAAGCGGUCGGAGAGUCCGGAAACGGUUGAAGACUCGCACAAUCCCCUCGCCUCGGCUUUGGAGAGUUCCCCCAGCCGGCUUGGUGAGCACAUGUCUGAAGAGGAAAAGCUCAGAGCGAGAGUGAACGAACUGCAAGGGGUUCUGGAUGCCCGGGAAAGGAAAGUUUUCCUGCUCAGCAAGGAGAUCGCAGAGAUGAGUGACAGCAAUGCUGCCCUCCAAAGCUCUCUGCGCCAGGCGGAGGAGCUGCGUUCCAAGGAGAGCCAGGACGUCUCUCGGCUCACCCAGGAGUUCACCCACCGGUUGGCCAAGCUGGAGACGAGGCUGCUGGACACCUCCAGGGAAAGGGACACACUAAAGUCCAGGUUGGAGGCAGCGCAACAGGAAUCGGUCACCAAAGUCAGUAUAUCUCAGAUGGAUGUGCUGCUGAAGGAGAAGGACGAACAGAUAGCUGAGCUCAUGUCCGAAGGCGAAAAGCUGUCAAAGCAGCACCUGCAGCAGUCGACCAUCAUCAAGAAGCUCAGGGCCAAAGAGAAAGACAUGGAGAACGUCAUCAAGUCGCACAAGGAACGCCUGGAGGACCAAAGCAAGGAGCUGGAUCGGCUGCGGCGAUCCAUGAGCGCCAAAGACGACCAAGAAAAGAAGCACAUCGAUACAAUUCGACAGCUGACCUCGUCCAAUCACCAGCUAGAAAAGGAUGCCAAGGAUCUGGAGGAAUCCCUUGCAGAUGCACACGUGAACCUUGCUGGUGCUAUGGCAAAGUUGGACAAUGCUUACAGCGAAAUUGCCGAGCUGCGUCACGUCAACUCGGAGUGCGAGACUAGGGCAGAGGAGGCAACACUGAGCGCCAAGAUGGCUGCCGGGGAAGAGAUUCGGAGGGCCAUGGAGCAGACGAAACUGGAGGCAGCGGCGGAGCGCACAACGCUUUUGCAGCGGAUCGAAGAGCUCCAGAUGGCGCUUACGGUUGCGGAUCAGCGCGCCGAGCGGCGUGAAGACGUGCUUCGGAUCAAUGUCCGAGAACUGCAGCAGCAACUUCAGGAGGCUGAAGUGCGAAACCAGGAGAUCACUCAGAACCUCUCUUCUGCUACCCGUCCCCUGCUGCGGCAGAUCGAGAACCUGCAGUCUACGUUCAGCGUGCAGUCUGCCUCCUGGGAAAGGGUGGAGAAGAGCCUCACCGACCGCCUGAACGAGGCGCAGACGCACGCAACGUUGCUGGCGGAGCGCGAGCGUUCCCUCGGCGAGAAGUGCAGCGACCUCCAGCUGCGGGCGACGUCCCUGGAGACGCAGAAUGCGGCGCUCCGGAGGGAGAAGCAGGAGCUGGUCGCUGAAGUCCAGGAGUUGAGGGAGCGCCAGAGGGACCUGGACGAGUCUGAGCGCAGAGAGGCAACUUUCGAAGCCAUCAAGACGAGGUUGGAGCAGUCCCUGAAAACGCUUCGAACAGAAAAGGAGGAGCUGUCGACGCAGCUUCGCGCGGUUCAAGAGGAACUCGAGAGUGAAGUGCACAAGACGACUCUUCUUGAAGGGCAACUGAGAGCGGAGCGGGAAAAGCGGAGGGAGAGCUCUGCCACCCCUUCGCCGACCGUGUCGCAGUACAGUUCAGUCAGUGACACCUUCAACUGCAACCUGUCCGAGGACCUGGGCCACCCGUACUCCGCGGCGAGCACGCCCCGGGUGUCGUCGGUGUACGAGAGCCUACGCGGGUUCGGCGGCAGCACCCUGCUCGAGUCGCUCCAGUCCCAACUCAAGAUGCGGGAAGGGGAGGUGGGACACCUGCAGGGCCAGAUUGGGCAGUUGGAGCGGUGCCGGGAGUCGCUCUCCCAGGAGCUCAUCUCGCUGGCCGGGAAGCACGAGCAGUGGGAGCAGGAGUUGCAGGAGCUCAGGGGGGUCAGGAAGCUAUAUGAGGAGACGAACCAGAAAUACAACACCCUGCUCCAGAUGUACGGGGAGAAGGUGGAGGAGGCCGAGGAGCUGCGCCUGGAUCUGGAAGACGUCAAGUCCAUGUACAAGGCGCAGAUCAACGAGCUGAUAAACUCGAAACAGUGAAUGCCAAACUGCAGAACGGAGAAAACGCGGCCACCGCUCAAGCCACGCCCAAGUUUGGACACAGCGCCCGCAUGCACGCAUUUCGUCCACCCGAGCUGCUUCGCCGGGAUUUUAAAUGGGGGAAAGGGUGAACCUAACGUCAGGGAGUGUACAUAAGAGAUUUACACGUGUAUAUGUAACUGUAUAGAAGCUGGGGAAAGGCAGGAGGAACCGUAAACGACACGGAGCUGUCACUUUGCCUCAAAUAAACUGACCUGUUUCACUGGCGGUUGUUGUGAA
Ixodes scapularis (black-legged tick) is the source of this 3820-nucleotide messenger RNA. It is a transcript of the gene Tmf, whose product is annotated as TATA element modulatory factor. The coding region runs from base 197 to 3541 and encodes 1114 amino acids. Gene Ontology annotation, cellular component: Golgi apparatus; endoplasmic reticulum. The transcript is spliced from 25 exons. NCBI's taxonomy places the organism in Eukaryota, Metazoa, Arthropoda, Arachnida, Ixodida, Ixodidae. The record is from RefSeq and is a predicted model, not a curated record.